This is a messenger RNA of Drosophila takahashii, 1683 nucleotides long. Lineage: Eukaryota; Metazoa; Arthropoda; Insecta; Diptera; Drosophilidae. The record is from RefSeq and is a predicted model, not a curated record.
ACAAGUUAUAUAUAAACUAAAUAUUUGUUUAUACCUCCAACAAUUACUAUAAUAAUGUCUGGUGGAAUGCAAGGAAUUCGUAAGCUGGCGGAUAAGCUUUUCACUCCCAACGAAAUUCGUCGUUUUCAGGCGUACAAAAACCGUUUUAGUGAGAAAUAUCUCAGCGUGGAGGGCCUAAAGUCCAGUUUCAAGACACCGAAUUUGGGUAAACUCUUCAAUCGCCGCAUGUUUUCAUCGAACAAAGAAGGUAAGGCAUCCCAUAAUCUAAUAGAUUAUAUAUUUUUAAGAUCAUAUUUUAAAGCCUGUCCCGAGGAGCCCAAGGCCAAACCGGAAUGCGAUCCCAGUUGGGAUGAACUCUAUCCGCCUGGGCCGCCUUACGAGCCAUAUGAUUCGCAUUUCUGGUAUCCAGAUCCCGAGUUUUACAGCGAAGCGCAAUAUGUGGUCAGGUUCCCCGAAGGCGACGAGUGGAAACGUCGACCGAAUAUGACAGGCAAGCAGAGGCCACCCGUCGAUCGCACUUUUCGCACCAAGUUCAUUAACUUUGGACCCGCCCAUCCGGCAGCCCACGGAGUUUUGCGCAUGAUCUUGGAGCUGGAUAAUGAAACCGUACUCAGGGCCGAUCCACAUAUAGGAUUAUUGCACCGCGGCACCGAGAAACUCAUAGAGUACAAGACCUACAUGCAGGCUUUGCCCUAUUUCGAUCGUUUGGAUUAUGUUUCCUGCAUGGCCAAUGAGUUGGCUUAUGCUUUGGCCGUGGAAAAGUUGCUGAAUGUGGAAGUUCCCCGAAGGGCCAAGUAUAUAAGGACCAUGUUCUCGGAGAUUAUGAGGCUUACGAAUCACACCAUGGCCAUAGCUUCGUCGGUUCUCGAUUGUGGGGCUAUAACCCCGUUAUUUUGGCUAUUCGAGGAGCGCGAGAAGCUAUAUGAAUUUUCGGAACGCGCAUCGGGAGCUCGCCUGCAUGCCGCCUACAUUCGUCCGGGGGGCGUGGCCUCGGAUAUACCACUCGGUUUCCUCCACGAUCUCUAUCAGUUUAUCAAUCAGUUUAGCGAUCGCCUGGAUGAGGUGGAGGAUGUGGUCACCGACAAUCGCAUCUGGCGUAUGCGUAAUAUUGGCAUUGGCGCAAUUUCAGCGCACGAUGCCUUGAAUUGCGGAUGCACUGGACCCGUUUUGCGGGCCACUGGCGUCAAGUGGGAUCUGCGAAAGCAACAGCCCUACGAUGCCUACGAUGAGAUGGAGUUUGAUGUGGUUGUGGGCUCGAAUGGCGAUUGCUACGAUCGCUAUCUGGUGCGAAUGCGUGAGAUGCGCGAAUCGGUGGGUAUCAUUAAACAGUGCAUCGACUGCAUGCCACCGGGUGAGAUCAAGGUGGACGAUCUCAAGAUCUGUCCGCCGCAGAGGCGCAAGAUGAAGGAGGGCAUGGAGGAUCUGAUCCACCACUUCAAGCACUUCUCGCAGGGCUUCUAUGUGCCACCCGGUGAGACUUACACUGCCGUGGAGUCGCCCAAGGGCGAGUUUGGUGUUUAUCUCAUCUCCGAUGGCUCAACGCGUCCCUAUCGCUGCAAGAUACGUCCGGCAUCCUAUGCUCACCUAGCCCUAAUGGCCAAGUUGGCACCCGCCCACAUGUUAGCCGAUAUUGUGGCCAUUAUUGGAUCCCUGGAUAUUGUCUUUGGCGAAAUCGAUCGUUAG